ACCACACACACUAUUCCUCUCAAUCAUUUCCCAUUUCCUAAACCCAAACAACAAAAACCAACACAAGCCAUGGAAGAAGCAAUGACAACCCUCAACGCCGCCCCCAAGCGCUCCGCCACCAACAAGCGCCCCCUCCCCUCCUCCGCCAUGCGAUACCGCGGCGUCCGCCGCCGCCCCUGGGGCCGCUACGCCGCCGAAAUCCGCGACCCCCAGUCCAAGGAGCGCCGCUGGCUCGGCACCUUCGACACCGCCGAGGAGGCCGCCCGCGCCUACGACCGCGCCGCCCGCUCCAUGCGCGGCCCCAAAGCCCGGACCAACUUCAUCUACCAUCCCCCCUUCCACCUCUCCAAAUCAAUUCACCCCUUCCAAAACCCUAAUUUCAAAAGCCCUAAUUCCCUAAACCCUCCGAAUUCGAUACAUUUCAACACUUCCUCCUUCAAUCACCCUUCUUCAUCCUCUUUCACCGCCGCCUUCAACCGCAGCUCAGCCACGCCAACAAACACCGAUUCUAGUGAUUUUUUCGCGAACGAGAGGCCCGAUUCCGGUUUGUUGGAAGAAGUUAUAAACGGAUUCUUUCCUAAAGUUAAUUCGGAGCCACAACCGCCGGUUAUUAAUGAGUUUGUAGGAGCGAGCUCGAGCGGCGAUUAUCAUCAAGUGUUUGGGGACAUUUUUCAUUAUCAAGAAGCUUUGAGUAUUAUCAACACGAACAACAAUUAG
Molecule: messenger RNA, 717 nt
Organism: Salvia splendens (bonfire salvia)
Lineage: Eukaryota; Viridiplantae; Streptophyta; Magnoliopsida; Lamiales; Lamiaceae
Product: ethylene-responsive transcription factor ESR2
Exons: 1
Coding region: 70-717 (215 amino acids)
Biological process (GO): regulation of DNA-templated transcription
Molecular function (GO): DNA-binding transcription factor activity; DNA binding
Source: RefSeq, a predicted model, not a curated record